Vombatus ursinus (common wombat) is the source of this 8378-nucleotide messenger RNA. RefSeq names its product immunoglobulin superfamily member 3 (gene IGSF3). The coding region runs from base 718 to 4335 and encodes 1205 amino acids. NCBI's taxonomy places the organism in Eukaryota, Metazoa, Chordata, Mammalia, Diprotodontia, Vombatidae. The transcript has 12 exons. The record is from RefSeq and is a predicted model, not a curated record.
GCCGCCUCGGAGCAGCAGCAGCUGCUGGUGCGGUUGCAGGAGGAAGCGGCUGGUCCCUUGAGGCUUACGGAAAAAUCACGGCGGAGCGGGCAAGGUCCGGGGACCAGAAAUCGAGAGUCAUUUUUUAUAUGGCUGCUUCGGAAUUGCUGACAGUCCAGCUUGCUUUCGUGUUCAUCGGACCGGCCUGAAACAGGAGGUAGGGCUGUGACCCUCACGACAAUGCAAAGAAGUGGACCCAUUGACGAAAAACCCCAAAUACCUCCUACCUGCUGCCAGUCCUUCCGAUAGGGGUGUCUCAGGUUUUGACUAAACCAGUUUUUUUAAUUGGACAAUCCUGAGCUACAGAGCGUGUUGCAUUGUUGGAGAGGCGAAGGACAUCCCCGUAUAAUUCAGCUUUGGUGGAUGAAAGGAUUUUUAAAAACUCUUCUCUCCGUUUUGCUUGAGGUUUAAUCCCAAAGGAUUCGCUGUGAGUCCGGAAACAGAGCAGGACAUGUAAUGUGGCAGAGAACUGGACCGGCUUCAGGAUGAAUCUGGACACCUCACUUAGUAUAGGGCAGUGCUGUAGCUCCCAGAUGCCUUACCUUACCCUCUGCCCCCCUUUUCCAUAAACUGCUUCUCCUCUCCCCGUCAAAUUCCACUUCCAAAGAGAUCCUUUGGAACUCAGAAGUGACCAGCUAAGGAAUAGAGAACAAAUACUGGGAGAAAAGCAAGGGCCACAUGUUCUCUCCCUUCCCAGGAGCAGAUAUGAAGUGCUGUUUCCAAGCUCUGGCUUCCCUGGUGUUACUGGGUGUGAUGUCAGCACAGAGACAAGUCACUGUCCAAGAGGGACCACUUUAUCGCACGGAAGGCUCCCACAUCACCAUUUGGUGUAAUGUCAGUGGCUUUCAGGGACCCUCUGAGCAGAAUUUCCAGUGGUCCAUUUAUCUGCCGUCUGCACCCGAGCGGGAGGUGCAAAUUGUCAGCACCUUUGACUCUUCCUUCCCAUACGCUAUCUAUACCCAGAGAGUACGGAGUGGGAAGAUCUAUGUGGAGAGAAUCCAAGGCAAUUCAGCCUUACUGCAUAUCACAGAAUUGCAGGCCCGGGAUGCUGGGGAGUAUGAGUGCCACACACCCAACACAGAUGAGAGGUACUUUGGAAGCUAUAGUGCCAAGAUGAACCUCAUAGUGAUCCCAGAUUCCCUUCAGGCAACAGCGACACCCCAGACGCUUCAGAAGGUGGAGCAGGACUCCCUGGAACUGAGCUGUGAGGUGGCCACGGAGACGUUGCAGCACAGCCACCUGUCAGUUACCUGGUACAGGCAGAGGGCUGGCGAGAAGCCCGUGGAGGUGAUCUCUCUGAGCAGGGAUUUUGUGCUCCAUUCUAGCAGUGAGUAUGCACAGAGGCAGACCUUGGGAGAGGUCCGCCUGGACAAGUUGGGCGAGACCACCUUCAGGCUCACCGUUUACCACCUGCAGACGUCCGACCAAGGCGAGUUCUACUGCGAGGCUGCUGAGUGGAUCCAGGAUCCUGACAAGUCGUGGUACCCCAUGACCCUCAAGCGUUCGGAAGGAGCUGUGGUCAAUGUCCAGCCAACUGACAAAGAGUUCAGUGUUCGACUGGAGACAGACAGACGGCUGUACACGGUCGGUGAGCCAGUAGAGUUCCGCUGCAUCCUUGAGGCUCAGAAUGUUCCUGACCGCUACUUUGCCGUCUCCUGGGCUUUCAACAGCUCCCUCAUCGCCAGCCUGGGGCCCAAUGCUGUGCCCGUGCUUAACAGUGAAUUUGCUCAGCGGGAAAGCCGGGGCCAGCUCAAGGUGUCCAAAGAGAGCGACAGCGUCUUUGUGCUGAAGAUCUACCACCUCCGCCAGGAAGACAGCGGUAAAUACAACUGCAGGGUGACAGAGCGAGAGAAAACAGUGACUGGCGAGUUCAUCGACAAAGAAAGCAAGCGCCCCAAGAACAUUCCCAUCAUUGUCCUUCCACUCACAGAUAUCUGGGUAGUAAAAGUCCCCCAGCACCAUCAGAUGCUGCCCCAAGGCCACUUGGAGAGCAGCAUCUCGGUGGAAGUAACCAGUAAUGCCAGCACCAUCCUGGAAGGAGAGAAUCUUCACUUUUCUUGUAGCGUGCGAACAGCAGACAGGGCCCAGGGCCGCUUCUCGGUCAUCUGGCAGUUGUUGGACAGACGGAAUCGGCGAAAUAACAUCAUGUGGCUUGACAGGGAUGGUACGGUGCAGCCUGGCUCUUCCUAUUGGGAGCGCAGCAGCUUUGGAGGCAUCCAAAUGGAACAGGUGCAGCCCAACUCAUUUACCUUGGGCAUCUUUAACAGCAGAAAGGAGGACGAAGGCCAGUAUGAAUGCCACGUGACCGAGUGGGUGCGAGCCGUGGAUGGGGAAUGGCAGAUCGUUGGAGAGCGGAGGGCUAGUACACCUGUCUCCAUUACCGCUCUGGAGACUGGCUUUGCUGUCACGGCCAUCUCUCGCACCCCUGGUGUGACCUACAGUGAAUCAUUUGACUUACAGUGCAUCAUCAAACCCCAUUACCCAUCUUGGGUCCCAGUGUCGGUGACCUGGAGGUUCCAGCCUGUGGGCACCAUCGAGUUCCACAACCUGGUGACCUUCACCCGGGAUGGUGGCGUUCAGUGGGGGGAGAGGUCCUCUAGCUUUCGAACUCGGACUGCCAUCGAGAAAGCGGAGUCCAGCAACAACGUACGUCUGAGCAUCAGUCGGGCCAGCGACACUGAGGCCGGCAAAUACCAGUGCGUGGCUGAGCUUUGGAGGAAGAAUCACAAUAGCACCUGGACCCGCCUGGCAGAGAGGACGUCCAACCUGUUGGAGAUAAGAGUGCUGCAGCCAGUGACAAAGCUACAAGUGAGUAAAUCUAAGAGGACGAUCACCUUGGUGGAGAACAGGCCAAUCCAGCUGAACUGUUCAGUGAAGUCUCAGACCAGCUUGAACUCGCACUUUGCAGUCCUCUGGUAUGUCCACAAGCCCUCUGAUGCUGACGGAAAGCUCAUCUUGAAAACCAGCCACAACUCUGCAUUUGAGUAUGGCACCUAUGCGGAGGAGGAAGGCCUUCGAGGGAGGCUCCAGUUUGAGAGACAUGUGUCUGGUGGCCUCUUCAGCCUGACCGUGCAGAGGGCGCAGGUCAGUGACAGUGGCAGCUACUACUGCCAUGUGGAAGAGUGGCUUUUGAGUCCCAACUAUGCCUGGUAUAAGCUGGCAGAAGAAGUUUCAGGACGGACUGAGGUCACAGUGAAGCGGCCAGAUAUCCGCCUGAAGCUGAGCCAGGCCCAAGGUAACAUCACAGUUCUGGAAACCCAGAAGGUAGAGUUGGAGUGUGUGGUCCUAAAUCGCACCAGUGGGACUUCCCGACUUGCUGUGGAAUGGCACGUGUGGAAGCCCAACCACCCAGAGAGAGAAACAGUUGCCCGCCUGAGUAGAGAAGCCACCUUCCACUAUGGGGAGCAGGUCACUAAGAACCAUUGGAAGGGGAGGCUGCAUUUGGAAAGCCCUUCUCUGGGAGUUUACCGCCUCAUUAUCCAGAAUACUGCCGUUCAGGACAGCGGGACGUACAACUGCCUUGUGGAGGAGUGGCUGCAGAGCCCCAGUGAUGUGUGGUAUAAACGGGCAGAAGAGUCAUCCGGACAGACCAUUGUCACAGUAUUGAGACCAGAUGCCACACUGCAAGUGGACACCAUUGUGCCCAAUGUCACUGUGCCAGAGAAGUCCCAUUUCCAACUGGAUUGCAACAUCUUAUCGCGUUCGAGUCAGGAAUCCCGCUUUGCAGUUGCCUGGUAUGCUCUCAGGACUAAAGCAGGAGGAAAGAAAGGCAGCACACUGGAGGAUGAGGAGAUAGAGCGGAAGGCCAUGCUAAGUGUGGGCCCAGAUGCCAUCUUUGGCCCUGAGGGAAAUCACUGGGAGGGCAGGCUCCGCUUCCAGAGACUUUCGCCCAUGCUCUACCGGCUGACGGUCUUACAAGCAGAUCCCAGUGAUACGGGCAACUACUCCUGCCGAGUGGAAGAAUGGUUGUCCAACCCUCAGAAAGAGUGGUAUCGACUGACCGAGGAGGAAUCUGGCCCAAUUGGCAUCCAAGUUCUCAACACAGGUUCCACGCUCCAGUCCAUCAUAUGCUCCAAUGAUGCCCUUUUCUACUUCGUGUUCUUCUACCCCUUCCCCAUUGUCGGCAUCUUGAUCAUCACCAUCUUACUGGUCCGUUUCAAGGGUAGGAACUCUAGCAAGAACUCUGAAGGCAAGAAUGGAGUGCCCUUGCUGUGGAUCAAAGAACCCCAUCUUAACUAUUCCCCAACUUGCCUGGAGCCUCCUGUUCUCAGCAUCCACCCAGGAACCAUAGACUAACGGCAAGACUGGGGUGGACGUAGCACAUCAAGGAGCACAUGGAUCUUUGUUGCUUCCCUUCCUCUGUACUGUAGGACAGCAGCCGCUAGGCUCUGGAGUCCCCCGCCCAGAGGGUUUUCAGACUUGGAAAGUUUUAUAAAAUGCCCGAGCCAGUGACAGAGAUAGACAUGUGCUGCUGGCACCCAGCAGAACCCCUCUGCUCUUUAUUUCCGUUGCCUGGCUAGUUACUCUGGUUCUGAUGUCAUAACCCUACUGUUAGAGAUUUCUUUUUGGAACAUAGUGAGUACUUCCUGGAACCACUUUGACUGAUGAACUCAUAGUAUUCUUUGACGGUUAUUCUAGGGGUUUGUUUGUAGGGGUUUUUAGUCCAGAUCUUAAAAUCACUUUGGUUCAGCCUUUUUGAACGGAUGGAAUCCCCCUCACCCCCAAAUGAUUGCAAAAAGAACGAAGAACUGGACUGACGAGGGGCCUUUUUUGAGAUUUUUUUUCUUUUGCACAUUUUUAAAAAGCUACCCCUGAAUCAAAAUAUUCUAAGCUGUUUUACUUGCAUAAAAAUAUUUGAAAAUGGUGUGUAGCACAGGCCCAGUUUGUAGUUUUUUUUCCCCUUCAGCCCAGCCCAGAGUGGUUUUAAUCACUUUGUAGUCAAGAUGAAAGCCUCAAAUUUUACUUCAAAGGACCAUGUGCAUACAAGAGAAAAGGAGUCCUGCGGAAGCCCAUUAGGAGCAGACUUGUCUUGCUAACUUGCCUAUCAGACCACAAAGGCUUUACCAGGAGCUUGCCAAGGACAAAGAGGUCAAAGUUCAACAACACUCCUUCUCCAAAUUAACAUAGACAGAAGGAGGGCUGCUUUCAGUUCAUUUUUAUCAGUCAAUGGCUUAGAGAGGAAAAGGAAAAUUGCUCCAUUCCCAUUGGUUUGAGCAAUGAGGUUUGGUCACUAGAUGAUGGCGGUGACCUUUAUGUGCAUGAGACUUUAGUUUAUGACGCUUUGCCAGACCUUUAAGGAGGCCAGGCAUAUGGUGAGCCUGGAGCCAUGCUCUAAAAAGGCAGUGCAUGUGGUAGCAAGUUAGUAGAUGGCAGACAUUAGGGACUCCCACCAAUCAGAUUUGUUGAGAGUGGGAGAUUGAGAGGAUCGGGGAAGGAUUUCCUAGGCUUGGCAUCGGUGAAUAACAACCACCACUCAUUCCUAAACAAGCGAUUUGAACCCCCAAGAAAUAAGCGUUGCUUUUUGCUAUCAUUAAUCUGUCUUCCUACGUCCUAUCUUCAGAAGAAAGUUGUCUAGGAUUGGGGGAAAGAGGAAAAUUACCCAGUAUUCUCUAGUAUAAGUUUUUAGUAGCUUGAGUACCUUGGCUUUUUCUAGUCUUAGCGGAAGAAGGAUCCAGUGCCAUUGUAUGUGGGUGCUUUUCUUCCUUACCCACUUAGAUUUUUUUUAUGGUUUUAGAUUUGUCAUUUAGCAGUAGCUUGGACUUUUGUCCCCUGGCCCAAUCCUUGAGUCUUCCUGCUGAAAAAGGUUAAUUUUUUAGAGCCUCCUAGACGUGAUCUGGGAUGAUGCUCCUACCAUUUAAUGCUGUAAGACAGAAUGCUUUGCUACUCUGGGUCAUUGGUAUGGUGAAGAUAAGGAGAACUCAAUUACUUUCUCCCCUCUGUCCCUCCUCCCUUUUCAUGAAGAUGUUUUCCCAGACUUUUUCUUCACCUGUUUAACUUGACCAACAGUGCCAGGUGGUGGUGGCUGCCCCUAACUGGUCCAGAUUCUGAAUCCCAGAGUAGCCCCAGUCUGGAGGAACCCCAUCUCUCCUGCCUCCUGCCCUUGACACUAUGCCCUUUCUCUUGCCCCCCCCCACCAGAUUCCCACUAUAUGUUGAAACUGAACUCUGACAAGUUUCCAGGAACUCUAGCCUAAACUAGGAGCAGGAUCCAGAGGAUAGAUAGCUGAGGAACUUUCCGGCCACACCAGCCUUGACUUCAGCCCUCAGGGUGGCCCCAGAGGUCUCAGGAUUUGCAAGUAGGGAGCAGUGUGUUCAUUAGAUGCUUUUCACCUGUUUUCUGCUAAACCACCUGCAGUGAGGUGAUCAGCCUAGUAGUCGUUUUUUUUCCGACAGCCUGGCAUGACCAGGGCUGGUUAGCACCAGCCAUACCAGUACUCUACCUUCAGAGAACACCUAGGCACUGCCACCUUAAUCAUCCUGGCUGCCUAACCCUCUUCCUUUGGCUUAUUUUUAUUAUCUACUCCAUCAGCACUUAGAACAUAUGGGAUUAUCUCAGUUGUCAUUGUGUUGGGAAACAAAACAGUCUUUUGGAAUUUGUAUUUCUUGCCACCUCUUUUUCAUUUCAGGGCAGGUGAUUCCCUACGAGAAGGAGCCAGAAUAGACUGGAGGUGGGUGGGGAAAGACUCUCUUUUUUCUGUCUGAAAGGGAAAGGUGCUAUAGGGUGGGAUGGGUGAGCAGUUUCUUUCCAAGAUUUUGUGGUAGCUCGGAAGGAAGCCACCUCAAGCUGAUUGGCGCUUAGAUAAAGGGAGAAGAUGCUAUAUGGCACAAAGCGUGUCAGAUUCAUCAUAAGAAAUCUGCUAUUGAAAAAGAAACCGAAACCAGUAUUUCAUGAUGAUGCUGUUUUUUCCUUCGGUGUGUAUCUCAUCCACCCAGGGAUGCCAUCAAAGGGUGAACUUGGCCUUUGUGGGUUUUCAGUGGAACUGGCCACAGGACUCUGCCUGUAGAUAGCCAUUUCCAUGGGAAUGGUUUGCUUUCUGUGGUCCUUCAGACAAAUGGUCAAAUGGCGCCCUCCAGUGGCCCCAGUCCUUCAUUUCACAUUGUUUUCUGGGGCUUUGUCCCUCCCUGGUCCCAAGGAGGAAAAACAGCUUUGAUGUAUUGUUAAGUAACCUUUGUUAUAAAUGCAGUACUAAUGAUGGCUCAUUUAUGAAACAAUCACACUGUGCUAGGUCCUUCGAAGGGACACAGACAAGAUGAGGACCUCCUUCACCAGGCUGUUUCUAUAAAAAGUUUUAUUAUUCUUCCCAAACAACGGUUCUUCUGCAUUAACUUGAGUUGGAGCAAAAAGGAGGGGAGGAAGGACAUUGCCCAUGCAUGAUGUGGAAAGCUGUUGGAUUUUUUUUAAGAAAACUAUUUGUAUGAUGUUGCACUAAAAAUGUUUUAUAAACACUUCAGAGAUCUGUAGUAAAUUAUGUUGAAAAUAUGACUGUUUCUAUUUACUUUGUUUCAAGUUCUUUUGUUUCGACUUCAAGACUUAACUCCAGUUAUCCCUUCCACAUCUCAGCUUUCCCCAUUGAGAUUUCAACAUAUCGCAGGUCGGCAUAAGAAAUUAAAUGGGAAUUUUGGGGGAGUUUUGUGGAAGCCACAGAUGAACUCAAAGGCCAGCAGAUGACACAGAAAAGGUUUAGAAGCUCAGAAAUACAUAAAGUAUAUGUAUAAUGUUGCAUAAUUUCAAUAUAUUUUAUCUUUUAAUAUCAUAAUAAUUCCGAUUUCUUCUGGGGAAGAAAAUUGUAUGCGGAUUUCCCAGACUGCAGGGGUGCCAUGCCCCUAACCCCCAUUAUGUGGAAGAGAUAACUGUGCUUCCUGCAGCCUCUGACUCCUCUAUCUCCAGGAGCAAGUUCUGGGCUUCCUGAGCCUGUAAUUCUUAGUACUAGUGGAGGGAACAUUGGAACAGGGAGUCAAAAGACUUGGAUUCCAAUCCUGGCUCUCCACUUAACUUUUGAUUUUGAGUAAGCCUGGUCUGUUCAUGAGUUUCCUUGUCUACUCAAAACAGGUUAAAAUGGUUAAAAAUAAAAACAAAAAACUUCUAUGGUGGUAAAAUAUGUGAUCACUUCUCUUACAGGUUGGUUGUGAUGAGGUAUGUAUAAAAACUUGGUAAAGAUAAAGAUUUAGAAACAAGCUACUAUCAAGAUUGAGGCUUUGCUUGUCCUGCCCUAGUUCAUGGAGAAUAGGACAAAGACCAGAUUCAAGUUUUAAAUUGUCAGCUUCUAGAUUUGAAAGAUUCAAAGACAAUAAUAGUAAUUUUAAAAAAAAACCAUUUCCAUGUACACAGCACAUCAUAGA